Messenger RNA from Arthroderma uncinatum, 1467 nucleotides. RefSeq lists its product as uncharacterized. Bases 1 to 1467 code for a protein of 488 amino acids. The record is from RefSeq and is a predicted model, not a curated record. Lineage: Eukaryota; Fungi; Ascomycota; Eurotiomycetes; Onygenales; Arthrodermataceae. The transcript has 4 exons. Gene Ontology annotation, molecular function: oxidoreductase activity, acting on paired donors, with incorporation or reduction of molecular oxygen; iron ion binding; heme binding.
AUGUCUCCCUUCGAAUUUCUUACCCUGUGGGCUAUCUGUCAUAUCCUUCUCGCAGUUUACAACGUCUUCCUUCAUCCUCUACGCAAAUACCCCGGGCCAAUCCUCGAUGCCGUAACGCAGCUCCCGUAUGCCUACCAUAUGAUCAAGGGCGAUAAUGCCAAAUAUAUUGCUAGGCUUCAUGAAAAAUAUGGCGAUACUGUACGAGUUGGGCCACGCGAAAUCUCGUACACCAGCGCAUCUGCCAACCGAAUUAUCUUUGGCGGUCGGCCAACAGAGGAUACAGUUUUUGAGAAGAACCCAGUGGUCUGGCUGCAGGGAUCAGGAGAAAUCCAUAAUAUUUUCUUCGCUCGCCAUCGUGAACAUAUACGUUAUCGCAAGAUGAUGGCACCAGCAUUCUCAGAAGCUGCGAUCCGGGAACAAGAGCCUGUCAUCCAGCAGUAUGUCUCCAAAUUCUUGGAUGGGAUGCGCCAGCGGUCCGGCAAGGCGUUAUAUCCAGAUGCAAACGGAGUCGUUAAUAUCCAAGCCUGGUAUAAUUUCUUUGUGUUUGACGUCCUCAGUCGAUUAUCGUUUGGUACGACCGUGGGUUCUUUGGAUCAAGGUGAUUAUCACCCUUGGGUGACGGUCAUUUUCGGCGCAAUCAAGCAUUCACAAUAUGUUCAGGCAGCUCAUCGACUGCAGCCAUACCAUCGGCUGCUCGAGCUUCUUAUUCCAAAAGCAGUUAGCGAACCCUACGAUACACAUAUGAAGUUUGCCGGGAAAACACUACUGGAACGACAGAAGGGUGACUUCAUUGGUCGGGCAGACUUUGCCUCAUUCAUCCUGAAGGGAAUGACUGAGGAGGAGCUACUAGAUAAUGUGAACAUUCUAGUUACCGCUGGCGGCGACACAACUGCCGCAACGAUGACAUCGAUGACCUACUACCUGACGCACAACCCGGACAGCUACCGGAAACUAGUUGAUGAGAUUCGAGGAACUUUCCAGACCGAGGAUGAAAUUACCGUGUGCUCGGUUGCAAAUCUCAAGUAUCUCCGAGCAGUAAUUCAGGAGACUAUGCGAAUCCACCCGCCAGUCCCCGUAGGACUUCAUCGAGUAGCUCCUCGGAGUGGGUGUGCAAUUGAUGGUCGUUGGGUACCUGGUCAGACCUGGGUAUCCGUGGCACCACUGGCAGCGUACCGUAGCUCCAAGCAUUGGCGAGACCCAGAAAAAUUCAUCCCUGAGCGAUGGCUGGGAGAUCUCAAGUUUGAUUCUGAUCAGCGUGAGGUCUGCACGCCAUUUUCCAUUGGACAGCGAAGCUGCAUCGGUAUCAACCUGGCCAAAUUGAAUCUUCGAUUGGUCAUCGCUCGUCUGUUGUGGAGAUUCGACCUGGAAGCUUUGCCAGGUAACAUUGAUCCUCACGACCAUCUCGAGUAUGGCGUGUGGCAGGGAGAACCGCUUUGGAUUCAGGUGAAAGAAAUCACGAGCUCGUAA